Messenger RNA from Pyrus x bretschneideri (Chinese white pear), 1673 nucleotides. RefSeq lists its product as uncharacterized. The transcript has 2 exons. Gene Ontology annotation, molecular function: acetylglucosaminyltransferase activity. The coding region runs from base 1 to 1512 and encodes 503 amino acids. The record is from RefSeq and is a predicted model, not a curated record. Lineage: Eukaryota; Viridiplantae; Streptophyta; Magnoliopsida; Rosales; Rosaceae.
AUGGGAGGUAGCAGCACCAACAGCAACCACAAACUCCAAGACUCCGAAAAGAAAUCGUCACCAGCACUAGUGGCUCCUCUAAUGAUAGGCUUCAGAGCCACCCUCACUUGGGUUCUCCUCACCGUUUCUGUUCUCUACGUCCUCUACUACUCCAACCGCCUUCUCUACGACCACCAAGAUUGUCCAACCACCGCCGUAGAUCCCUCCACCGAACGGAACCUGGAAUCCAUCUCCAAUGUCACUACUUCAGCUGAUCUCAAACUCGGGAAGGACCACAAAGAAGGCGACGAAGAAUCCCCACAAGUGGCUGCACUUUAUCAAAAGCCUCAGGGAUACGACACGGAGCUUAAACACAUUAUGUUCGGGAUAGCUGCUUCGUCAAAUUUGUGGCAGAAGAGGAAGGAAUACAUCAAAGUUUGGUGGAGGCCUAACGAGACUAGAGGGGUAGUUUGGUUGGACAAAAGGGUAAGGGCUAGAAGAAGUGAGGGGCUACCCGAGAUUCGGAUUUCAGGAGACACAAGCGGAUUUAAGUACGUGAAUCGUCAGGGGCGGCGAUCUGCAUUGAGGAUUUCAAGGGUGGUUUCGGAGACAUUGAGGCUUGGAGUGAAGGAUGUGAGAUGGUUUGUGAUGGGGGAUGAUGACACGGUUUUCAUCGUGGAAAAUGUGGUGAGGAUUCUCAACAAGUAUGACCACACGCAAUUUUAUUACGUGGGAAGCUCGUCGGAGAGUCAUAUUCAGAACAUAUUUUUCUCGUAUUCUAUGGCGUAUGGUGGAGGAGGUUUUGCUAUAAGUUAUCCCUUGGCAGUGGAAUUGGAAAAGAUGCAGGACCGGUGCAUUCAGCGCUAUCCCGCAUUAUAUGGCAGUGAUGAUCGAAUGCAGGCUUGUAUGGCUGAACUAGGCGUGCCACUUACCAAGGAAACUGGAUUUCAUCAGUACGAUGUGUAUGGAGACCUACUAGGCCUUCUGAGUGCACAUCCUGUGACUCCUAUGGUGUCACUUCACCACCUUGAUGUAGUUGAACCAGUUUUCCCGCACAUGAGUCGAGGGAAAGCGCUUCAUCAUCUAUUCCAAUCCGUCAAGCUCGACUCGGCUAGUAUAAUGCAGCAAUCAAUCUGCUACGAUAAAGAUCGAUACUGGUCCAUCUCUGUUUCAUGGGGCUAUGUAGUUCAAAUCAUUAGGGGAAUCAUGUCUCCGAGAGAACUAGAGACGCCCUCAAGAACCUUUCUGAAUUGGUAUAGAAGAGCUGAUUACACAGCAUAUGCAUUCAACACAAGGCCUGUGCCCAAGCACCCAUGUCAGAAACCCUUCAUUUUUUACUUGAGCUCAACGCAGUAUGAUCAGGGUGGAAAGAAAAUUAUUGGCUACUACACUCGUCACAAAUCUCCCAUUCCUCACUGCCGAUGGAAAAUGGCGUCACCAGAGGUAGUUGAUUCCAUCGUAGUCUUAAAAAGGCCGGAUCCUCUUCGUUGGGAAAAGGUACGAUUUUUCCAGCACAUGAAAUUUGACCCAUAACUCCAACGCAUCGUUUCUUUUACAACACAUAAAAGCAUGUAUCAAGCAAAAUUAUGAAUUAGGGUUACUGGUUUUACCGCACUCACAUUGAUCCUAAUACUAUCCUCAUAUAUUUCGUUCAUAAUUCCAUUUCUAACUGAAAGAAACUUCCUUUUGCAGUC